Messenger RNA from Naegleria fowleri, 3987 nucleotides. RefSeq lists its product as uncharacterized. Bases 1 to 3987 code for a protein of 1328 amino acids. Gene Ontology annotation, molecular function: guanyl-nucleotide exchange factor activity. Gene Ontology annotation, biological process: regulation of ARF protein signal transduction. Lineage: Eukaryota; Heterolobosea; Eutetramitea; Acrasida; Naegleriidae. The transcript is spliced from 2 exons. The record is from RefSeq and is a predicted model, not a curated record.
AUGUUGAAAACCAUUCUAACUGCAGUCACAUGCUGCAACAUUUCUGGGAAAAUGUUGGGAAUCAAAACAUGCUUAAAUAUCAUGUUUGUUUCAAAGGAUGAAAACAACUCAAAAUCGGUUCUCAAACAAAUUCUCAAUAUCACGAUUAAGAGAUUAGCUGAUGAAACUUUGCCACAUUCUGACUCAGAGUCGACGGUUUCAGAAUGCACUUCAUCAAGUCGUUGUGUCGAAGAAUUUGUUGACACUAUUAUUGAAGAAGUCGCGAAUGAAAUAAUUGAAAAGCAAAAUUUGAGCCCAGAGGGAAUCCUCACCACUUUAGAGUCAGCAUCCUGUACGAAUAUUACAAAUGCCUCCAACGCCAUAACGCAAAAUACAACUACAGCUUUGGACCAAAACGAUUCAACCAAGUUGGAUGAUUGGGAUAUUCCAAUGGAAACUUCUCAAAUCCAAAACGAUAUCUUGUUUAUCUUACAUUCUCUCUGUAAGAUGUCCAUGAAAACGAUAUCUAAUAAUGCCAAACUUGAAGAAAAAACGAGAUCGAUUUAUCUGGAAUUAUUAUUUGAUAUUUUUGAAAACAGUGGCCAGUUGUUGGCUCACAACAUUUCUCUCUUCCAAUAUGUGAGACAAAACUUGUAUACCGCAUUGUUCACAAAUUCAUUGACAUCAAGCUCUACAAUCUUUUCUCUCGUAUUGAAGCUUUUUUACCAAAUAUUUAAGCUAUUUCAAACCUCUCUCAAAUACGAGACACAAUUAUUUUUCGCUAAUUUAAUUCGAAUUUUGAAUAGCAACUGCACCUCUCAGUCCCAGAAAAUCUCCACCAUCAAAUUUCUGAGUUAUUUAUUCGCAACUCACAACUCUGACCUUGUACAUACCCUGUUUUUAAUUUUUGAUUGUGAGGUUGGAAUGUUGAAUAUUGUCGAGAGACUCAUUACUUCACUUGCCACGAUCGUUCAAACACCAAAGAUAUCAACAGAUAAUACCUCUGCGUUUGCACUAACACAAACCAUCUACAUGAAAUCUAUUGCUUUUAAGGCAUUGAAUCAAAUACUCACUUGUUUGCAUACAAACAUGAAAAAUAUGCAACAGCAAGAGUUCGUCAACCACCCUGCAUGUGAGAAACUAGAAAAACAAAAACGUGACAAGAACACAACUUAUGAAGGGAUUUCUCUAUUCAACGAGAACCCAAAGAAGGGAAUUGAGUAUUUUGUACGAAUUGGUUAUUUGCCCAAUCCAUCCUUAGAUAAGGAAGCUUUCGAGACUGCGUUCGUUCACCUGUUACAGACAACUCAAGGUUUUUCAAAGCAUGCCAUUGGCGAGUAUUUUGCCUCUCCUGAUCAUGAAGGCGUCUUGACCAAGUUCAUCCAGUUGCAAUCUUUUUCUGGAAUGCUGUUUGAGAAAGCGCUCAGAAAGUGCCUUGAUUUAUUCAUGUUACCAAAGGAGAGUCAAGAAAUACACAGAGUCCUAUCUUCAUUUGCUGACAAAUUUGUUCAAGAUAAUCCUCAAUCCAUGGAUGAAAUGUUUAAAAAUCCAGAUGCUUGCUAUGUGUUCACAAUCUCCGUAGUAAUUCUUAAUUCAGAGCUGCAUAAUGUUGCUGUAAAGAAUAUACACAAUACCACUCUCGAAGCGUUUAUCCAAAGAAAUUUCUACACUGAUGCUGCAACCAUUGAUCAUCAAAUACAGGAAAGAGUUUUCAAUGACUUGAAAGAAAAUGAAUUUACCCUUACCGAAGAUGACAUGUCAGUUUUUGAAUCACUUCAACCCAAUGAUGACGUUGUGGUAGAAAAUGCCGAAAUUGAGAGGGUUAUGAGAGGAGUUCUAAAGUCAAAAUGUUGUUCUAUAGAAGAAGAUUCCUUAUUUCAAGUCUCAAGCUCGACACUCGAUCACUUUUCCAUCUCAAAGGUUCUUUUCAAUUGCAUUUGGCCAUAUUUCAAUCAGUCAUUCAUUUCUCUAUUUGAAAAUGAUCAGUUGGGAGCGAAGGUGCAUCAUUUAGUGCUGAGUGCUUUGAAAACUGCUCUUCAACUGUGUGUUGAACUUGGAAUGACAGUACCUCGAAACGAAUUUUUCAAAACAUUAUGCACAUUUACAUCCUUGAUGAACAAUAAUGAAAAAUUCAGCCUGAAAGAGAAACACCUUGUUGCUCUCAAGACUCUUUUAAGCAUCUUAGAGACGAAUGCAAGCGAUAUUUUAGAGAGCUGGAGCUGUAUGAUGGAAGUGUUUUAUCAAGUGGACCGAAUACUUUCUUCUAUUAACAAUAACAACGCGUUUAUCCAAGUCUCUGAAAUUGAUAACAUGACCACCUCUUUCCAUCAACAUGUUGAUCAAGUCACCAUCGACAGAAUAUUUAGUAAUAACAAUGAAAAGAUGGAUGAAUUGUCAAUUGAAUACUAUGUGAAAGCUCUUUGUUCUAUUCAAUGCAAGGGGCACACAAACGAGACACAAUGUCAUAUAUUUUGCAUUAACAAAGUUAUUGAAGCUUGUUAUCUUAACUUGGCCAGAAUGGAUAAGUUGUGGAGUAGAACUUGGAAUGUUAUCAGCAACUUUUUUAUUAGUGUCGCUACCUGCAAAGACUCAACAGUUGCCAUGUAUGCCGUCGACACUUUGCGUCAACUGAUUCACAAACUCAUUGAAAUUGAUUCUCUUUCUUACAUUCAACAAGAAAUGCUUAGACCAUUUAUCGUUAUAGUACAACAAGGCAUUUCCUCAGAAAUUCAACUCAUGGUCAUUGAAUGUAUUACCAAUUUAGCAUUGACAAAACCAAACUUUAUUACAACAGGAUGGAAAGCAUGGGUUCAAGUAUUAUCAGUUGCUUCAUCAAGCAAACAAACAACAAUUGUACGAAUUGCCUUUGAGAAGUUACUCACCAUUUUAGACCAGGAAGAGAGAAGGUGUAAAUACCUUUCUUAUGUUCUUCACAAUUCAUGUUUUGUAGAUUUAAUAUAUUGCUUGAAGGCCUUCGUUCAAAUGAACAUUCCUUCCAUGAAGGAAGUUAGUUUAAACGCCAUCUCUCUCAUUCAAGACUGUGCCAACACGCUUGUGGGAAUUGAAGAAUCAGGAAACAUUAUGACAGGGGCUCCUUUAUCGACUUGGAUCCCGAUUUUGACAUGCCUGUCAUCCCUUGUAAGUGAUGAUGCCAGAGAAGAUAUUCGUGCGGGUGCUUUGCAGACCUUACAAGCCCUGUUAAAUGACAAGUCCAUUGUCAGCAUGUUUUCUGCAGAGACUUGGAGGCUAAUAUUGCAUGGAGCAUUGUUACCAAUUUUUGAUCAUCUUUCAUGUGGUGAUAAUGGUAUUCUUGACGAAGCUUGGAUUGAUUGUACCAGUAGAAGCGUCUUCAAAGUACUUGUUUCUGUUCUUGAUCAUAAUAUUUCCUCCGAUGUUUCUUUUGAUCUAUUUGCAUCCAUAAUGAACGUAAUCAUGAAAUGUUACACAUUGAUCGACACUGUGGACCAAUAUGCAGACAUGACCAAGGUCUUUGAGGUAGGAACUGAUAUCAUUCAAAUAUUAAUAUCCACUUGCGGAGGAAAAUUUGAGGACUCUCAUUGGCGAAAGAUCCAAAAAUCUUUGGAAGAGAUAGUUUCAAGACAAAACAGUCACAACAUGAAUUUAUAUAUGCUUAUUCACAUUACCGAAGGAAUUAAUCGAAUAUUAACAUUUUUAAUGGAACACCAAUUAUUUGAAUAUUUCACAUGGUUUGUGAUGAUUUUAGAGCAAAUGGAUAAUCGUAUUGGAAACAGUUUAAUCUCAACAAAACCCAACUCUCAAUUAUGCUCUACGUCAAAACUAAUGAUCGAUGCUGAAACAAAAAUAUUAUCCACUUCAUUAAGAAUAUUCUCUGAAUUGUUUUCAAUGCAAAAAGAAAAUGUUGAGAUGGAAAUGGUUCAAUUUGGAAUUACUGGAUUUAUUAACACUGCUAAACGAGUAUUCACAUUUUAUGUGGAAAAUCAAGAAUUUGCGCAAACAAAUCUUGAUCAGGAGAGAUUUGUUGAUUAA